AUGGACGCCGCCGAUGAAGAGCCUGCUCUGGCUGAUGACCUGGAUACGGCAGACGACGAGCAACAGCUGCCUCUGCAGGGGGAGGAUGGGAUGUCGCACAUCACAUCCGGCAAAUUCGAGGUCGUCCGUCGCAUCGAGGAGGGGAGAGACGACAGGAACACGGGCAUCUGGGUGACUGAGAUACUCGAAAAGAGGGAGUACAGAGGAGCGGUGGCAGGGCUCCAUGUGACUGCCGUACAGCUGCGGGUGACGACCUCGCCAAGCUGCUGACCGGCUGGCCGGAGAUAGUGACCCACACGUGGGCAGUCGACGUGCCCGUUGACCAUCCCUCGCCGAGAGUCAGCAUCCCUCUCAGCAUCUCUGCCGAUGGUGCUCAACUGCUGCGCGGCGUCGCCAACUCAUCGGUAAGCUAAGCACACAGAAGCAAUUCAUUCACUGCUCUCAUUACGAACAUUAUUCAUCCAUUCUUUCUUCCUUUCUUUCUUUCAGGCUGUCACCUUUGGGAUGAGAGCCGUCACCAAUCACCUGCCAGGCGAUCGACAUCCAGUGUGGUCAUCCCAGUCACGAGGUGCCUUGCCGUCUGACCUUCAAUGUGUCGUUCCUCGGUGACCAGGUCAGCAGCCACACGCGAUGUACGGCAAGACGAACUGCUUCAUUCGCUUGCUUGUUUGCUUCACUUCUUUGCUUGUUUGCUUCACUUGUUUUUGUGUUUGCUUCACCUGUAUUGCAGAAGUUCAUUCUCUGUAUCCCUGGGAUGGGCGGUGCCGGUCUGAAGACGUGCUGCUCGCUCAUGGCAGCCACUUCGUCACCUGGCUCAACCACAUGGACGAAUUCAUGGAUGCCAUCGACGAGCCAGCAAAUGGACCCGUGCGCCUGGCCUUCAUGACAUUUGAGUGAGAAGGGGGGAACACACAGACAAUCACACGUAUGUGCAUGCAUGUGUGUGUGUGUUGCUUGAUGUGGCUGUUAUGCAGCUGGAUAAUGAGCUGUGCGUUGCGUUCCAAGGCGCCCACACGCGGCGAUGAAUAGUGCUCAAUCAUCUG
Vitrella brassicaformis is the source of this 1043-nucleotide messenger RNA. The record is from the annotation of a GenBank genome assembly. Lineage: Eukaryota; Vitrellaceae.